AUGGAGCAGCAAAUGAAAAGGUACGUCUUGGCUUUCCUUCUAUUCUGUACACACUGGGUCUUUGUCUUGUCCAUGACACGUUACUCUAUACCCGAAGAAAUGAAGGAGGGCUCUGUCGUUGCGAAUUUGGCCGCUGAUUUGGGUCUGGAGGUCGGUGUAUUGGCCACACGCGAUGUUAAGCUAGAUAUAGGCCUAAUACAUAGUAAGAAGUAUCUGGAGAUUAACAAAAGGACGGGGGACCUGUACAUUUUAGAGAAGAUUGACAGGGAAUAUUUGUGUUCGAUCACAACGUCGACGGAUUGUAUCCUUAAAUUGGAUAUUAUAUUGGAGAAGCCAUUGCGCAUAUUCAAUAUUGAAUUGGAAAUCACGGAUAUCAAUGACCACGCGCCCCAGUUCCGUAGGGAUAGGAUUGAACUGGAUGUUUCCGAAUCUGCAUCUCCCGGCGAGAGAUUCACUUUAGCAAAUGCAGUGGACUCAGACGUUGGCUCAAAUACAGUAAAAUCAUACAGACUUAGCGACAGCGAGCAUUUCAGUAUUGAGAUUCAGACGGGAAGCGAUGGAACUAAAUACGUCGACUUGGUUCUGAAAAAGGCUUUGGACCGAGAAGAACAGGCAGUGCAUAAUCUCAUACUCACUGCUGUAGACGGUGGAGUCCCUGCACGCUCUGGCACGGCCAGGAUCGUCGUGAGCGUGGUGGAUACAAAUGACAACGCCCCGCAAUUUGACCACCAGGUUUAUUCGGCGAACAUAACGGAAAAUUCCCCCAUAGGGACAGUAGUAUUGAAGUUAAAUGCUACAGACUUAGAUGAGGGCUCAAACGCAGAGAUAAUGUAUUCUUUCACGUUGUACACUUCUGAGAAAACACAGGAAAUGUUUUCGUUAAAUUCAAAUACAGGGGAAAUUAAAGUUAAAGAUGUGAUUGAUUUCGAGGAAAUAAAGAUUUUGGAGAUGCAUAUUCAGGCCAAGGACAAAGGACAGCACCCACUGUCUGGACAGUGUACGGUGAUGGUUUAUGUGGAAGAUGUGAAUGAUAACCACCCCGAGAUCACUGUUAAGUCCCUUAGGAGCAGAGUGAAAGAGACGGUUCCUGUAGGCACAGUAAUAGCCCUUGUUGGAAUUGGUGACAGAGACUCAGGCAACAAUGGGAAGGUUGACCUCUCUAUUAGCGAGCAGCUGCCUUUUGUACUCAACAAGUCAUCAGAGAGAGAUUUUGAACUGGUUGUUUCAGAGGCGUUGGACCGUGAGACAGUUCCGGAGUAUAACAUCAUUUUAACCGUGACGGACAGAGGAACACCUUCUUUGUCAGAUAAUGAAACCAUCACAUUGGAACUCCUGGAUGUUAAUGACAAUGCGCCACAGUUCCCCAAGUCGUUCUACACCAUCCCAGUAAUGGAGAAUAACGCACCUGGAUCACUGUUGAGUUCAGUCACUGCGUUUGACCCAGAUUUCAAUGAAAACCAGUAUUUAGUUUAUUUUAUUGUGGAACGGGAAAUUGUGAACACAUCAAUGUCAAUGCUGUUUUCCAUUAAUCCAGAGAACGGUGAUCUUUACGCCCUAAAAACGUUUGACUACGAGAGAGAGAAAGAGUUUCUUUUCCACAUCGAGGCCAGAGACUCUGGUGCUCCUCCACUCAGCAGUAAUGUCACUGUCCACAUCAUUAUUCUGGAUCAGAACGACAACACCCCACUCAUAGUCUCUCCAUGGCGGGCGCACGGCUCUGUGGUUGAGGAAGUGAUCCCAAGAUCCACAGACAAAGGGCACUUGAUAGCCAAAGUGAUCGCCAUUGACUCGGACUCUGUGCAGAACUCCAGGGUCACGUACCAGUUUCUACAGGUUCCAGACGCUACUCUUUUCAGCCUGGACCAGUACAACGGAGAAAUCCGGACAAUGAGAAUGUUCAGCUACAGAGAUCCCCGCCAUCAGCGACUGGUGGUCAUUGCCAAGGACAACGGAAAUCCAGCUCUUUCUGCUACAGUUACUAUUAAGUUAUCAACAGUAGAGCAUGUUAUUAAAGCAUUUUCUGAGACGUCUGAAGUUCCUUUGGAAUAUGACAUAUUUUCAGACUUAAACCUGUAUUUGUUGAUUGGGUUGGGCUCUGUGUCAUUUCUGCUUUUGAUGACAAUAUUGGUGACCAUCGUGCUGAAGUGUCAGAAACCAAAACCCCCCAAAGCGACCCCUCCCUGCAGAAACAGCGUCGUUAGCCAGAGGAGCUCUACCGUAGCAGAUUCCACCCUGGUGUCCAACGAUGCGUACUGGUACAGCUUGUUUUUAGCAGAGACGAGGAAGGGAAAGGUGGUGGUUAGACAACCUGUACCGAAGAGUGGUGGGUACAUCGUUUCCAGUAUUCCCAGGAGCACUGGCCUCACAGAGACUAGCGAGUCAGCUGCUUCUACUCUACAGGUAAGAUCCUUUAACAUUAUUUGUUAG
Conger conger (European conger) is the source of this 2427-nucleotide messenger RNA. Its product is annotated as protocadherin alpha-C2-like. The record is from RefSeq and is a predicted model, not a curated record. Gene Ontology annotation, molecular function: calcium ion binding. Gene Ontology annotation, cellular component: plasma membrane. NCBI's taxonomy places the organism in Eukaryota, Metazoa, Chordata, Actinopteri, Anguilliformes, Congridae. Gene Ontology annotation, biological process: homophilic cell-cell adhesion. The transcript has a single exon. The coding region runs from base 1 to 2427 and encodes 808 amino acids.